Acanthochromis polyacanthus (spiny chromis) is the source of this 3877-nucleotide messenger RNA. It is a transcript of the gene dhx37, whose product is annotated as DEAH (Asp-Glu-Ala-His) box polypeptide 37. Lineage: Eukaryota; Metazoa; Chordata; Actinopteri; Pomacentridae. The coding region runs from base 109 to 3555 and encodes 1148 amino acids. Gene Ontology annotation, biological process: maturation of SSU-rRNA from tricistronic rRNA transcript (SSU-rRNA, 5.8S rRNA, LSU-rRNA). Gene Ontology annotation, cellular component: nucleolus; intracellular anatomical structure. The record is from RefSeq and is a predicted model, not a curated record. The transcript has 27 exons. Gene Ontology annotation, molecular function: ATP binding; RNA binding; ATP hydrolysis activity.
UCGCGACUCAGUUUGUGCGCCGGAACGUUUCUAUGAAGUCACAUUUCAGCGACGGACAGUUCCAGCUGAUGGACUCGCGUAUGUUUACACGUGAGAGUUUAGCUUAAAAUGGGAAAACUUAGGAAGAAACACAACUGGAAGGGAAGACAACAAACUGAUGCUCAACAACCAGCAAAUGAAGAGAAGACGGACAUUGUGGUGGAACUAAAAGAUGCGGACAGGCUGAAAGGUGUAGAUGAGAGCAAUGCUUUGGUCCUACCAGCAAACAAAACUAAGAAGAAGAAAUCCUCUCUGACACCAGUUUCCAGCAAAAAGCCGCUCACCAAGAAGCAGAGAAAGGAGCUGCAGAAGGUCCUGGAGCGCAAAGAGAAGAAAGUUCAGAGAGCAGACAUCCUGACCAAACUGGCUGCAGUGCAGCUUCCAGAGUCAGAACUGAAGCUCCUGUACACCACGUCCAAACUGGGAACAGGAGACAAACUUUACCAGACUAAACAGUCAUCGGAUGAAGCAAAAGAUGGAGACUCGGGUCCAAACAUCAGCAGCCUCAGUGGAGCAAACAGAAAGAGAAAAUGGAAAGAAGAGGAAGAUGAAGAAGAACAGAAGGCUGAAGAAAGUAGUGAUCUGGACACAUCUUCUGAUGAAGAGGAGGAUGAGAAUGUGAUGAAUACCACAGAGGCAAGGGUUCCUAAGGAAACAGAUGCCAAAGAGGAAGUGACAAAAGAGCAGAAAGCCACAGAGCAGAAAGAACAGAAAGAGAAAAAGAUUUCAGAGCAGGAGAAAGUUCAAAACAAGGCGCCAUCACAGCCGGCUGUCUUCAUUCCUGUUGACAGAUCACCAGAAAUACAGGAAGCUCGUCUGAAGCUGCCGGUUCUGGCGGAGGAGCAGGUCAUCAUGGAGGCGGUGAGAGAAAACCCCGGUGUCGUCAUCUGUGGAGAGACAGGCAGCGGAAAGACCACCCAAGUGCCUCAGUUUCUGUAUGAAGCCGGUUAUGCCAGUGACGGUCAGAUUAUUGGUAUCACAGAGCCGAGGAGAGUUGCAGCUGUCAGCAUGUCUCACAGAGUGGCCAAAGAGAUGAACCUGCCCCCACAGGUGGUGUCAUAUCAGAUCCGAUAUGAAGGAAAUGUGACGAGUGACACAAAGAUUAAGUUCAUGACAGACGGAGUUCUACUGAAGGAGAUUCAAAAGGAUUUUCUGCUGAAGCGAUACCGUGUGAUAAUCAUAGAUGAAGCUCACGAACGGAGCGUCUACACUGACAUCCUCAUCGGAUUGUUGUCCCGUAUCGUCCCGCUCAGAAACAAGAAAGGGAUGCCGAUGAAGCUGCUCAUCAUGUCGGCUACUCUGCGGGUCGAGGACUUCACAGACAACCAGAGGCUGUUUCGGACGCCUCCUCCCGUCAUCAAGAUGGACUCUCGUCAGUUCCCGGUCACGAUCCAUUUCAACAAACGCACCCCAAUGGAGGAUUACACCGGAGAGGCCUUUCACAAGACCUGCAAAAUCCACCGCAUGCUGCCUCCAGGUGGUAUCCUGGUGUUUCUUACCGGUCAGGCUGAAGUUCACAAUCUCUGCAGGCGACUGAGAAACGCUUUCCCUUUCAGGAAGAAUAACGUAGACGCUGCUGAGAAUGAGGACGCAGACAGCUCAGAGGCGAUGAGGAAGUUCAAGAAGGCCAAACAGAAGAAGAAAACAGUCUCUCUGCCCAGAAUCGACCUGGAUAACUACUCUGCCCUGCCGGUGGAUGAAGGUGAUGAAGACAGAGAGGCUGGAAUCGGAGACGAGGAGGACGGAGGCUCAGACCUCGACAUCGGAGAUGAUGUCGCUGAUUCAGAGGAAAAAGCUGACCCAUCCAUUCCUCUCUACGUCCUCCCACUUUACUCUCUGUUGGCUCCUGAGCAGCAGGCGAAGGUGUUCAGGCCGCCUCCACCUGGCACUCGUCUGUGUGUCGUCGCCACCAACGUAGCCGAGACGUCUCUGACCAUCCCUGGGAUCAAGUAUGUGGUCGACUGCGGUCGAGUUAAGAAGCGUUUCUACGACAGAGUGACCGGAGUGUCGUCCUUUAAAGUCACGUGGACCUCGCAGGCUUCAGCCAAUCAGAGGGCCGGUAGAGCGGGACGAACAGAGCCGGGACACUGCUACAGGUUGUACUCCUCUGCAGUCUUUGGAGACUUCAGUUUGUUCUCGGAGGCAGAAAUCACUCGCAGGCCUGUGGAGGAUCUGGUUUUACAGAUGAAGGACCUCAACAUAGAUAAAGUGGUAAAUUUCCCCUUUCCCACGCCUCCGUCUACUGAGGCUCUGGUUGCAGCAGAGCAGUUACUGGUAUCACUGGGAGCUCUGGAGGAGCCGCCUCGCACUGGAAGGGUGAAACAGAUCCAGCAGGCGAGUCUGAGCUGUCCCAUCACCCCGCUGGGCAGAGCGAUGGCUUCGUUCCCUGUGACCCCACGCUACGCUAAAAUGUUAGCGCUCGGGCAGCAGCAGGACUGUCUGCCCUACGUGAUCGCUGUGGUCGCAGCCAUGACCGUCAGGGAGAUUUUUGAAGAUCUGGACAGACCUGCACGUAGUGAAGAGGAGAGCUCUAAACUCACCCAGCGUCGAGCUCGGAUGACCCAGAUGAGGCGGCUGUGGGCUGGACAGGGAGCUGCUCUCCAGCUGGGGGACCUUAUGGUCAUGCUGGGUGCUGUUGGUGCUUGUGAAUUUGCUGGCUGUACUCCAAAAUUCUGUGAGGAUAAUGGACUGAGGUACAAAGCCAUGGUGGAGAUCCGGAAGCUCAGAGGACAACUUACUAACGCAGUGAACGCAGUGUGUCCGGCGGUGGGAGUAUUUGUGGAUCCGAAGAUGACCCCACCGACGGAGCACCAGGUGGUUUGCUUGCGGCAGAUUGUUCUGGCCGGACUGGGAGACCAUCUUGCGAGACGUGUACAGGCAGAAGAUUUACUGGACCCAAAGUGGAAGAAUGGAUACAAGACACCUCUCAUGGACGACCCAGUGUUCAUUCAUCCUAAUUCUGCACUGUUCAAAAGGCUGCCAGAGUUUGUCGUCUACCAGGAGGUCAUGGAGACCACCAAGAUGUACAUGAGAGGUGUCUCGGCAGUAGAAGCAGAGUGGGUCCCCCAGCUUCUGCCUCAGUAUUGUCACUUCAGCUCUCCUGAGGAGUCGCCGUCACCGUGGUUUUGUUCCUCCACCGGCACCAUCAGAUGUCACCGCAAAAGCACCUUCUUCCGUGUGGGUUGGCAGCUGCCUGCUGUGGAGAUGGAGUAUCCAGACGGAGUGGAGCGCUUCAAGCUGUUUGCCAGUUUUCUUCUCGAGGGACAGGUUUGUCCUCAACUGAAGAAACACAGAGAACACCUUCUCUCCAACCCCUCCAUCAUGCUGAAAACAUGGGCAAAGCUGCAGCCCAGAACGGAGGCUUUACUGGUGCCGCUGGUGUCAAAGAAAAUUGACAACAAAGAGGCUCUCCUUUCUGUCUGGAAGAUGGAAGAUAAAUUUCUUUUGUCUGCAUAUUGCCAGUGGUUACCUGAAUCCAUGCACCAGGAUGUAGCCAAAAGCUGGCCUCCGAUAUAAAGUCCUGCAUCUGAAAGUAGAAAAAAAUGACCUAUAUGGCAGCCAAGGCCACGUCUUCACUGUUGGGAAAAGAUUGUUGAGACUCAGCAGGGUUUUGUUAUGUUUUAUCACAAAGCAAAUACAAUACACCCAACACUGCCUUUUCUCAGUUUUGUAUUUUAUACACUGUGUCUAUGAAUUGUAAAGUUGUUUUCAUGCAGGAAGUAUUUCAACUACAGCUUUGUAUUGACUUUUAACUUGUUAUCAAAGUCUUGCUGUCACUUAUGUAUGUCAUUAUGAUGUGGUCUUUAUAAGACUUGUAAAAGAUGUGACCGUGAAAGAG